Phlebotomus papatasi is the source of this 1045-nucleotide messenger RNA. RefSeq names its product gamma-interferon-inducible lysosomal thiol reductase-like. NCBI's taxonomy places the organism in Eukaryota, Metazoa, Arthropoda, Insecta, Diptera, Psychodidae. The record is from RefSeq and is a predicted model, not a curated record. The transcript is spliced from 4 exons. The coding region runs from base 127 to 843 and encodes 238 amino acids. Gene Ontology annotation, molecular function: oxidoreductase activity, acting on a sulfur group of donors, disulfide as acceptor.
UAUCGUUAGUACCAUAACCUAGCAUUUUAGUGGGUGGUUGUAUUGUCAGAGGAACAGAAAUGCAUAAACAAAUAUCUUAAUUAUUAAUUUAACGCGUCCUAUAUUAGUAUUGGUCCGUGCAUCAAAAUGCAUCUUUCGGGCGCCACGAGAAUCCGGGUGCUGGUCAUUUUUGCCUGUAUCGUGAUAUUUUGGUUGCUGAUCAAGCAAUUUAUGGAGAACAGGAGAACCAUUGAUGUGGAAGAGAUUGUGAUAAAACCUUCCGGAGUCCCUGUUGUCGUAGGGGUCUACUAUGAAGCCCUAUGUCCGGACUCUAAACAUUUCGUGGUAAAGCAGCUAAAGACAACCCAUGAUCUAGCACCUCAGCUUAUUGAUAUAGUAUUCAUCCCCUACGGAAAGGCCACGACCCAUGUCCUGCCGGAUGGUUCGCUUAAGUUCAAUUGCCAACAUGGGCAGGUUGAAUGCGAAGCCAACAUCAUUCAUGCCUGCGUGGUGGAUGUAAUAGGAGAUCCAGAUUUGCGUCUCAAAAUGGUUACGUGUAUGAUAAGGGAUAAUAUCGUUCCCAAGGACGCCUUCCACAGAUGCGCAAAGGAGAAUAGCGUAGAGUCAGCGGAUAAGAUUCAGAAAUGCUACAGUGGACCACAUGGAGCAGAAUUGCUAAAAAUGCACGGAGAGAGAACAAGUGCCCUGAGGCCGAGAAUGGAAUUUGUACCCACUGUCACCCUGGACGGAGGGCAGUACAAACAGGCACUGAUCCUGAAAAAUCUCUUCAAGGAAGUCUGCAAAAUCUUAUCUGGACGAGGUCCUGCACCCGAUGUCUGUGCAGGAGAAAGUCUCACCGCUUAGCCCAUUGCUCUAUGCAUUUUUUUUCGGGGGAAUUAAGUGAAAAUUUUAAAAUCUUUCGAUGUAGUUAUGCAAAAUGUGGGUAUUUAUAUUGGCACUCUUCGGUUUUCUACUUCACCUCAUCAUCCCAUACAACGGGUAGAGAUAGCAUGUCAUUCCACCAGCGAAAAGUGAAUAAAGUAAUGUGCAGAAUGUGAAUAAUAAA